Messenger RNA from Beta vulgaris subsp. vulgaris (sugar beet), 737 nucleotides. Its product is annotated as pathogenesis-related protein PR-1 type. The coding region runs from base 49 to 549 and encodes 166 amino acids. Gene Ontology annotation, cellular component: extracellular region. The transcript has a single exon. Lineage: Eukaryota; Viridiplantae; Streptophyta; Magnoliopsida; Caryophyllales; Amaranthaceae. The record is from RefSeq and is a predicted model, not a curated record.
CUUAACAACUUAUACUGAUUUGAUAAGCAACACUAGCUCCCAAAAAAAAUGAAUCUUACCAAAAACCUUGCUUCAUUUAUAUGUUUCUUUCUUGUAACCCUAGCCCUUUUUCAUAUAUGCCAUGCACAAAAUUCACCACAAGACUAUGUUAAUGCCCACAAUGCUGCUAGGGCUGCCGUGGGUGUUGGAAACAUACAAUGGGAUGAACAAGUGGCAGCCUUCGCCCAACAAUAUGCUAACGAAAGGAAGGCCGAUUGCGCCCUUCGACAUUCCGGUGGUGGUGGGCGCUACGGAGAGAAUCUCGCUGCCAGUACCGGCUCUUCCUUGACUGGCGCGGAGUCAGUGAAGUUGUGGGUUGAUGAGAAGGCUGAUUAUAACUAUGAUUCCAAUAAUUGUGCUUCUGGUAAGGUUUGUGGACAUUAUACUCAAGUGGUUUGGCGUAAUUCAGCUCGUCUUGGAUGUGCUAGGGUUCAAUGUGACAAUGGAGGGGUUUUUGUCACUUGCAACUAUGAUCCACCAGGCAAUUACAUCGGCCAAAAACCUUACUAAGCGUGUCAAAUAAUUAAGAUGGUGACUAUAAUUGGUUAUGUAAACUUUUCAUCGACUUUGUAAUCUAAAUUGUAUGGCUCAGCUCAUUACUAGAGCAUGUCGUAACUGUUAAAUAAAUUUUAUAAUGAUGUACACUCAUAAUAUACCUAAAAAUAAAGUUUAUACAAUAAACUUAACUGAUUUGUUCA